Messenger RNA from Plodia interpunctella (Indianmeal moth), 8139 nucleotides. It is a transcript of the gene klar, whose product is annotated as klarsicht. Gene Ontology annotation, cellular component: membrane; perinuclear region of cytoplasm; nuclear envelope. Gene Ontology annotation, molecular function: kinesin binding. Bases 776 to 5599 code for a protein of 1607 amino acids. The record is from RefSeq and is a predicted model, not a curated record. The transcript is spliced from 24 exons. Gene Ontology annotation, biological process: nuclear migration; nucleus organization; cytoskeleton organization. Lineage: Eukaryota; Metazoa; Arthropoda; Insecta; Lepidoptera; Pyralidae.
UCAGUUCGUUCGCGCCUUCCGCGCGGCUUGCCCGUCUAUUUCUCUGUGCUACACCUUUAGUCAAUUUAGACUUUCCGAUACGAAUUUGGAACGUUUUCGACCGGUAAUGUCGUUUUAACUGUCGUUUUUAAUCAACGACCACUAGUGACCGCCUAAAUUUCGCAUUGCGAAUUGGACGUGCAAUUGCUUCACCCUGUUACGUUAGUGUUAACAGAUAACUGUGAGGAAACGCGUGUAGGCUUUCAGUGUGGUGUACUCAGCAGAUUUAGUGCUUUAUCUGUGCAGUGGAAUUGGAGCAUGUGUUUUGUGGAAAGUGCUAAUAUUGCUGUUUGAUACGAGACUUGCGAUACGUUUCACUGAACUCGAGACAAAAAGUGGUUUUGUGAUCGAGUUCAUGUGACUACCGGAUUAUUGAUACCCAUUGCUUUCCCCCUGCUCAGCUUGAUUUAUGGACGCCUCCGGAACUUAUGAACUGUCGAACCCAGGGGGCGCCGACGAAAGACAUUCAAAAUGUAACCACCGAACCACUGGCCCUAACCAAGCCAAGAAGACAUCAAAUUCAUGAGUCCACUAAGAUUACAUGAUCCUAUUUAUUUAUUAAUAAUAACGAAUCUAGUCGCCAUUGCACUUUUUAAACACGAAAAUUAGUGAAGAUAAGGGAAUCAGUUAGUAUUUGAGUACAAAGAAGGAAUUGAUUAGAAACGAACAAACGGAACGCUAAAAUCGAUUUGUAAUUAAAUUGGUUUCAUUAGAAGUUCCUGGGAGAAGUGUCAAGAUGUCUGCAAGUUUCGAGCACUCCACAAUGAAGAACAGCUUCUCGCUGUCGUCCCUGAGGAGCGCGCAGGCGCCGCCUGGCGGCCCGUCAGAGCAACUCGAGCGGCCCUACCACAGCCUCACUAAAAAGAGGAAAGAGCCGUGCCGAGAAGCCUGGCGGCGCAGUUGGGGCUCCGCGGCGAGUGGGGGCAGCUGCGGCGACGACCUCUGGCCUCUACUGCAGCACCACUACGAGUACAUCAUGGAUAACCAGAUCAUAGACACAUGCAAGGAAGCAAACGGCGAAUUGUUAUCGCACAAUUCGUCAGCGUUGCACCAGCCUCGAUUACUGAAUCCUACGACCGGAUUCAAUCGCCAGUGGUCGUUGAACCAGCUGAUAGCUGAGUUCAAGGAGUUGUGCCAGUGGCUGACACACGUCCAGGAGGAGAUUUAUUCUAGUCCCGAGAACUUGGCCAGCCGGAAGCUGAGGAUGAACCGCAUGUCAGAGCUAGUCUCCGUGGAGCCGCGCCGCAUCAAAUUUAUGGAGCAAGCCGGCGCUAUACUCGAGCGGUUGCCCGAAGCCAGUGCUGAAGUAACAUGGCGCAUGGAGCAUCUGAAGGUGAAAUGGGAAAGUCUUCGUCUGUUGCUCAGCCCAGAACAGUUGCAUAAAGAUGGGGACGGCUCAGAUACUGUUGACCCGGGCCACGAGCUGCGCUGCCUGCGGCGCUGGCUGCACAGCAUGGAGGGCCGCCUGCCGCCGCCGUCGCUGGCCGCCGCGCGCGCCGCCGACCAUCACGAACUGGUGCGCAAGCUGAGAGAACAUCAGGUAUUGCAACGAGACGUGGAAUGCCACGGGCGGAUCGUGAGCUCUGUGGUGCGGCUGUGCGCGGGCGCCGAUGUCGCACGAGCGCUAGAAAGACGCUGGCAUCUGCUGUACCUGCGGGCCAUCGAGUGGCAGUGCCAUCUGGAGGCCUGUCUCGCUAGGAUCGAAAACCAGGGCGGCGCGUCAGUAGAAGCUGCGAGCGAUAGCGACGACGAGCCAGCGUUGAAACAACCGCGGCUGAGCCGGCGCGGGUCGCCGAGACAGCGCACGCGCACGCCGGUCUAUGCGCGGAGACAACACUCCGUGGACAGUCGCCAAUCAGCCUCUGAGGAGGAACAAGAAUAUGCAGUGAACUACACUUGGCGCGGCUUCGAAUCUGACUGCGAAUCUGAACUGGCGCGAAGUAGAUCAGAGAAGAUGGCGGACGAGAGACGCGUGCCCGGCGCCUGCGACGCUUCGGGUGACAGACCCACCGACCAGACCGUACCUGUCACGGACCAGAUCGACGGCUUAGAGGUAAACAACGCAAUGCAUAUCGAAAAACAGAUCAAAACGCCACCAACUGUUAUAAAAAGGAAAAAGUCAGUAGACACGUCAAGGUUUAACCAGACGGAUCGGAAGUCCAAACAUUGCGCAACGUUUUAUUUUAGACAUCACGACACUGAUUCAGAUAGACAGAUGAUAGAAACGGAAGAGAAAUCACAGGAAGAAUCUUCAGAGGAAGAGUGGACUUAUGUUGGUGGAGCUAAAAUUGUAAACGAGGACUCCACUGAUCUGAUGACGUCAUCUGUUGAGAUACAAUGCGAACUGCCCAUGGACGAUACCAUUAAACCACAACCAAAGCUUGAAUCUUCAACUCCGGAUCUUAUAAAAAUUGAUAUAAAGUGCAAAGAUUCUGAAAGAUGUAAGGAUAUAGAGCGAUUGGUCAUUCAGGCAGAAGAAUUGGUGCAGAAGCAAGCUCAGCAGAUGUCGAAGAAGAAAGGAUCAAGGAGUUUUAAGCCAUUAAUGUUCGAAGAGGAAGGGAAGAAUGUCAGCAGAGCGAAAAUGUCGAGGAUCAAAGAGUGGUUGAAUCAAAGUUCGGAUGGAAAAAAUGAUAUGAACCAGGGCGCCGAAAGUUAUGACGCAUCGGGCGAAUAUACGACUGAGAGCGAAGUGGACACUUCCUUGACUUCGGAGGAAAGGAACCUGCACUCUUCUAUGGAUAUGAGCACUUCUACCUGCACAGUCACACCUACACACCACCCUAAGGUACAACUCCGCAAGAAGCGGGGCGGCAACAGCGCGCGUCCGUGGUCGGUCUCCUGUCUCUCUCAGUUGAGCGGGACAGGUGUAUCUCUCGCAGCUACUCCCACAGCCGACGUUGCUGCUAUGUCGCACAACAUGUCGAUUUCGGAAUCUGCGUUGAACACCCUCGCUUCUCCUCAGAGGGUCACUCCAGCUAAUUCUAACUCUAAGCUGAGAGGAAGUUCGACUACUGUACAGGGUCAUGUAUCAAGCACGAACACGAUGACAGAAGCUUGCACGUCCUGCGUGGAAACAAACGACAAGCAAUGCUGGCUGCGGCGCAAGCGUCUCAAGCUGAGGAGGCACAACGCGUCGCGGCGCGAGCGACUCGUCAAGUCGCUGUCGUUCUGCGGGAGACUCAGUCCGGAGGGGGAGAGGCACGAGAGGAGUGCGGCCAGUGACCCCGCCACUAGCAGGAAGAGCAGAUUCGACACAACAUCGACUUCAGGCAACGACAGCGACGACGAAAUCCUAAAACAGCAACUAGCCACCAUCGCCAACCUUCGGAAAAGCAUAGAGAAAACCCAUAUAUCGACAAGAGAAGCUGACGGAGCCAUCCCUGAGCAGAACGAGGAAAUAGUCGCGCCAAGUUUCAAAUUAGGACCGGCAGGUGGCGCUGUUAGACCAAGAUUGGCGCGAAGUUCGGAAAGAGAACGCUCGUUUUUGGCGCUCAGUUUGGGCGACCCUAGCGAACUGUGGGAUUUGAGCGUAGACAAGGAUUCCGAUGUGGAUAAGAGUGUGACGGCGGGAACGGAGGAGCAUAGUUCGUUUUCGGAGCAAGCCUGGGAUUUCUAUCAGGAAAAAUACAAUUCGGAGCCGUACUCCGAAGCCCCAGACUCUGACGCAGCUCGUCGAUUGCUCGAAUUCGGCGACGAUUACCGAGCGUUCCUGGACUCGCAAUCCGAUUGCUGCUCGAGUCUCUCAGCGCAACCUGAAAAUGAACAAAGCCCUUCUGGCACCCGCAGACGACGACCACCCUUAGACUUAUCUCGAGAGAGAAGUCUGCCCCGCUAUAAGCGACCAACAAGGACAUCCCCUGUUGACACCCCAGCGAGAAAGCCCAAAAAAUCCAUAUCGAGCGCAGAGCGCCAGAAAUCCUUACUCGAUAGUCUAGAGAGAUCCAGAAAUAACACAAGCAUCGAAAGCAACGAUGGGGUCCGCAGACGCAAGCCGUCUGAAAGCAGCAAAAACAGCAAACGAUCGCCCGAAUUCGAUUUGCUCAACGGCCAAGCGCUCAGCCGAAGACGUCAUAGCUCAAAUUUAACUAGUGAUGAAAUUAAUAGCUCAUUAGAAUACAAUGAAGUUAACAACCGUCCUGAUAUAUUAGAUUCGUUGAAUAGAAGGCGAAGGACAGAGAAAAAUGGAGAAACGGAGUUGCAGAAAGUUGCGUUGUCAGAAUUGAGGAGGCGUUCGACCGAGAGCGCGGAUUCUGAAGGAGAAUCUUCGAGUCCUAAGAAGCAUAGUAGGAGAAAUUGGGAUGGGGAUUCCGAUUCGGAAUCUGAAGAGGUUCGCUCGCUGGUCCGUCAGUCGAGUUCGCAGUUGGAAGCGGCGGAGGCUGUAAUGGCGCGUCAGGACUCCUCGCCUGACCUUCUCCGUGCUUUUGACUACACGGAGAUCGUAACCCGUUGCCGCGAUAACAUCAACCUCCUGGAGGCAGCCCUGAUGGGGGGCAGACUCUCCGCGGCCUUACAGAGGGAUAUCAGAGCUGUGUCAGCAAGAUGGUCGGCGCUUCGAGCGGCUGCCACCAGGCGUGGGGGAGCGAGGCGCCUCCGUCGCGAAAUGGCGACGCUCCACGAGGCCCUGGAUGACAUUUGUGAUGCAGGGGACUGCGCCACCCAACCGCACAGCAAAGUUCAGCUCACGAGGAGAAUUGAAGAACUCAAGGAGCGUUUAUCUCGUCUGCUAGAAUGCAAGGUUUCCAUGCUGAAACUAACCGUGUCGGUCCGUCGGGCCCUGGGUGAAACGGACUCUGAUGACAACGGGCUGGCAACGGAACUGAACUCACUGCUUGCCAGAUGGGACGAUGCCCAUCAACGCACAUCAAACGAACUGCUAUCCUUAGAGAAGGCCGUGUGCGUGUGGGCUGAAUGGGAGAAUGCCUUCCGUGAGCUCCAAGGAGCGUUGAGAGGCGACCUGGCUACGUUAGAGGCGCUCCGAGACCGCGGCACGACGAUUGGAGACCAGACCGAAGUUGCCGCUCAGAUCAAGCAGUUGGCUGCGUCGUUAGUGGAAAAGAAGAAGGGCGGAUCAACGUGCGACUCCCUGUCGGACUCUGGUAUAUCGGACGGCGACGGCGAGGGCGCGGGGCGCGCGCGGCGGCUGCAGGCGCUGCGCGAGCUGGCGCGCCGGCUGCAGGCCGCGCUGGCGCCCAACUCGCCCGCGCACAGGGCCAUUGCUAAGCGUAUGGAGCAAACCGAAAAUGAAGUUCGUAUACUGCAAGAGUCUUGUCGUGCGUUGGUGGAGCAAAGUAUUCCAGAUCUGAAAAUCGAUGAAAACAGCAAAGACUAUAAUCUUGCCGUGACUGGCAACAAGACCGGCGCCGGAGACCCCGACUACAGCCCGCGGGGCGGGUGGGUGUGGCGCGUGCUCCGCUCGUCGCUUCCCAUUCAACUGUGCCUCGUGGCAUUACUCCUCGCCGCUUGGUUGGUUGAACGCCCCCGGUGCUGCGACGCCCUGAACUCCUUGGCCCAAACACUAACUCCUCAACUGCGUUACGUCAGAGGUCCACCACCGGUUUGAACAUGCAACAUGGUGGUUGUGAGUCUGUUAGCUUACACGUUAGCUAAAAUCAAGUUUGAAGGGGUUGACCUAACCUAAGAUUAUUGUCAAGUUAAUGUCUCCACGCCAAUGAGCAUUAUUGACAGAAACUUUGCGUUUCAUUACAUCGUGACGGAAAUACGUACAUGGAUUCCGAUUUUGAAAUAGAGACUUCCCGUAAUAAUGAAGAUAUACGUAUGAAAGUAUUGAUUUUAGUAUAUGUACUUUACUACAUGGAUUAUGUAAUAGAUGAGGCGAGGUUGCUUUAGGCAAUAGUAAGUUUAUUUCCUAACCCAUAUUUUGACGAGUUGUGAGUAGUACUGGAUAAGAUUGACGUAGUUUGGUUGAAAUUGUUACUAACCAAUUUUAUUGCGAAAAUAUCUUUAAAAAAUAAUUGUUUUCUCAAGUGUUUUCUUGACCUAAUUUUGAAAUCAAUUUAGAGAAUGAGAAUUUAACAUUUUUUAUGGAUUAAAACAAAUAAUUCCAAAUGAGUACCUUCCUAAAUAAUGACGUAGUCUUAGAAGUUGAUUUUAAAUCAGAAGUUUUGAUUCAUGACACCAAUUGCUCAUAGCAAAGUUCAAAUAGACAAAAGUGUUCCAAAAUGAUCAUCUGUAUCAGAUGAAGUUCAAACUAGUUGGUACGUACUAUUUACUAAGUAUCAUUGUACUAACAUUUUGACAAACGUAAGUUCGUUUAGGAUAGUAGCAUGCCUAUUUUAGUACAAGUAUUUAAUAGGUUUUGUAAGGUUUGUAAGAGUGCGCUAAGUAUGUGAGCUAUUUUUAAAAUAUUUUUAAUAAAAAAUAUUUUAUGUCAAUAGAAAAUCAAUCGCAGUAUAGAACUUUUUUUCCAGAAAAAAUAACAAUUUAAGAAUAUCUUAUUUCCUUGGUUUUUGAAUUUGAAAUCUUGAUUUUAAUUUUUCGAUCUAAUAAUAACUAGGUCAAUUUAUUGUAUUCUUAACAAUUUUCAUUCCACGAAUUUUCUAGCAUAAUCAAAUCGCUAGGUACUAAAAUAUUAAUUCAGUUAUUAUUAUCUUUAUAUAUUUUCUGAAAAGUGUCAUAUACAAAAAAAAAAACUCAAUAUUACCACAUCAAUUUCCACACUAUUAAAUCUAGCGCUUACUUUUUUGCGAAUACAAGAACUAAGUCGAAAAUAACAGGUACUGAAAAACAAGUAAAUUUGUACCUGCACUGCCUUAGAAAUGUUGAUGAAUGAGAAAAAUCUAGUUUGCGCUAGAGCUUGUAUGUGGCGGCCUUAUCAAUUGACGACUAAAGACUGAUAAAAGUAGUAACUAUUCCUUUAAUAACCCUUUCGAUUUCACGCAACCUGCACCCUCCAGAAAUAUAUGGUUGCUUAGUCACUCAAAUAUUAUUGUCUAUUUAUAGAUCUUAUAACUAUUAUUGACAUUUAUCACGUUAUUUGUUGCGAUAUUGUCAAAGUUUUUAUUUUUGCAAUUUUAUUGCAUUAAAGUAUAUAUUAUGAAUGUAGAAAUGAAUAUAUAUUUAUGAAUUUCAAUAGAGCUUCAAACUGUUUAAUAUGUCGUGAAUUAUGAAUUUAUUUUGUAUCCUAAAAUAAAAUACCUAUGUAAGGUAUUUUAUAUUUUUUAUUAAAAUCCUGCAAUCGAACUGAAAUAAGUAAAGGAAAUCUACAUAUCUAUUUGACAUAUACUAAUUUAUAUACAGACGUGUAGCAAACAUGACAUCAAUAAAUGCUUUUAUUUGAUAAUAAAUCAAGCAUUUUGUAGAACAAGAAUCAUCAAAUCCAUCAAUAACUAUAAAAAGCCAAGUCAACGGAAAGAGCCUUAACAUGUUUUAUAAAAUCAAAAUCUAAUCAAAUUAACUAGUUAUUAGUUUACUUAACUAAUAACUUUUUUUUUUAAAUAUUAUUUACAAGUGGCCAGUUCUAAAAACUUUCAGUGUCGCCCUCGUGAACACUGUUAUCAUUUAAUUUUCAUAGACAACAUCACUCACAGUUCAUUUUGGUCACUUAUUAUCAAAAUUUGCAUACCUACCUAUGUUUGUUGUAUAUCUGUGUUACAACAGAAACAAGUAGUAUCAUGGACCCCGUUGACGUCCUAUUUAUUCAGUGAAUUGUAUUUAAAAAUAUUCAUUUAUUACAGAUGUUAAGGCUCUUCAAUGUAAAAACUGCCUUGAGUAUGAAUGUGGUAUUGCGCAUUCUUGCUGUGAAUGUAUUAAUUAGUUAUAGUAGAGUCCUUCCCUGUGGUCUGUUUUUCCUUUUAAUUAUAUUUUUUGUCUACCCACAGUUUAACAACCACAGCGAAGGAAGUUAGAACAUUCUACCUAUAAUUACAUUAUAAGGCAGUUGAUGCCUAUGUAGUGUGUCAUAUUUCUUUUAAUUUUUAUAAUUUAGUUUUUAACUAGGUAAUUGAAAGAAAAUAGACAUGCUAACGAUGUGCAUUUAUUUUUUUUUCCUUUUUUCGCAGGAAUUGUGAGCAUAAUAUCUAAUUGGUCGCCUAAUGGCAUGUUGGCUUUUUUGGAAUGGUAAUAAAAAUGAUUUUUUAAAUA